Molecule: messenger RNA, 1831 nt
Organism: Cynara cardunculus var. scolymus (artichoke)
Lineage: Eukaryota; Viridiplantae; Streptophyta; Magnoliopsida; Asterales; Asteraceae
Product: casein kinase 1-like protein 3
Exons: 15
Coding region: 135-1424 (429 amino acids)
Biological process (GO): endocytosis; signal transduction; peptidyl-serine phosphorylation
Cellular component (GO): cytoplasm; nucleus
Molecular function (GO): ATP binding; protein serine/threonine kinase activity
Source: RefSeq, a predicted model, not a curated record
AUAUAUACAGAAAAUCCUCUCAUCUCUCCAAUAAUUCUUCGUCUUUAUCUCCUUCAAAUUUUCGAAGAAGACUUGCUCCAUUUUCGUUUUUCCGUCAAUCUGUUGAGGUUGAUCUGAAAGGCAUAUCUACAUAUAUGGAUAGGAUAGUCGGAGGAAAGUACAAGCUCGGCCGUAAGAUCGGGAGUGGAUCCUUCGGUGAAAUUCAUCUAGCUACGCAUAUCGAUACGUUUGAAAUCGUCGCCGUCAAGAUCGAGAACAAUAAGACAAAACAUCCACAACUUCUAUAUGAAGCCAAGUUAUACAAUAUUCUUCAGGGUGGAAGUGGUAUACCUGGCAUAAAAUGGUCCGGUGUAGAUGGAGACGAUAACAUAUUGGUACUCGAUUUGCUGGGACCAAGUCUCGAAGACCUGUUUGUUUAUUGUGGGAGGAAGUUUCAACUGAAGACAGUCUUAAUGUUGGCUGAUCAAAUGAUAACGAGAAUUGAGUACGUUCAUUCUAAAGGGUUUUUGCAUCGUGAUAUUAAGCCUGAUAAUUUUCUCAUGGGUCUUGGUCGAAAAGCAAAUCAGGUUUAUAUUAUCGAUUUUGGACUUGCUAAACGAUAUCGUGAUGCAACAACCCAUCGACAUAUUCCUUACAGGGAGAACAAAAAUUUAACGGGGACGGCGCGUUAUGCAAGCUGCAAUACUCAUCUUGGAAUUGAGCAAAGCCGACGGGAUGAUUUAGAGUCUCUUGGUUAUGUACUUCUAUAUUUUUUGAGAGGAAGUCUUCCAUGGCAGGGUCUAAAAGCUGCCACAAAAAAGCAGAAGUAUGACAAAAUAUGUGAAAAGAAAUUAUCAACUCCCAUUGAGGUUUUAUGCAAAUCUCAUCCUGUGGAAUUCGCUUCAUAUUUCCAUUAUUGCCACUCAUUGACCUUUGAUCAGCGGCCUGAUUAUGGAUUCUUGAAACGUCUAUUCCGAGAAUUGUUCACUCGUGAAGGGUAUGAAUUUGAUUACAUCUUUGAUUGGACCAUACUGAAGUACCAACAAUCACAAAAGAGUAAAACUCAGCCACAUGGGUUGCCAGUUCAUGGAGAAAGCAGCAGUGGAGCAAUUCGGAAGGAUAUGGAAAAACAUCAAGGAAGCAACAACGCUACUUAUUCAGCUGAAUUGACAGACCGCAUGAGGUCAAACACUGCCGCCAGUCCUGGGGUCCGAAUGCAACUGAAAUCACCAAUGAAUAGAAUGACUCCUGACAAUCCUCCUGAGAGAAAUUCCUUAAGCCAUUCCCAGAUGCCACCAUCUUCAUCUGCUCAGGCUGCUGUCCCAAAAAGAUACUCCACGAAACCUGCUUUGCCAUCGGACUCCACCAACCCUAAUCAUGCAGAUAGUAGUGGUCCUUCUAGCAGCUGGAUUUCCUCCUUGCGCCGCAUUUCUUCCGCCAAGUGAUUUACAACAUAGCUUAUGGUCAAGAUAGUGGUGAUGCAUGAAGCUGAAAGAUGCCGGUGGCAGCCGGGUACCAGCUUGUUUUUCAUAGAAUUGGGUGUUAAAACAAAAAAAGUGUGUAUUGUCAAUUCAGCAGCCAGAUUUCUUGGCAAGCUUUUGUGCGUCGCUGUUCUCAGUGAAGAAGCAAGCAUGCUAUGAAUGUAAAUUGAAUGACUCAGAAGCUAUAUAUAAAAGCCCAAGAGGUCACUUACAAACCACAUUGGCUGAUACAAGAUCACAGCUUCAUUCCUUUCUUUGCAGGUGCAUACAUGUAACCAAGUAAAUCGAAAGCAACUUAGGUUUUGGCUUCUUGUGUAACGUAAAAGUUCAUGACGUUCUUUUCUUUUCUUUUAAAACAACUUUCAUACAUU